UAGAUCCACAGCUAUUAUCCUCGUCUGCAUCUUAGAAAUUCUAAUGAAUUCAAGUACUUCUGAAGUGAAAUCAAGCAUCAAGAGAGUGAUCCAUAUCUCAUUUACUUGAAAACCAUUAGUCACCAUUCAAGAGAUAUGGGCAGUCUGUUCAUCACCAGCAUGUGGAAAGUGUUGCUCCUGGGUCUGUAUGUAGUAUUGGCUGUGAGAGGACUGGCAAAGGGUGCUCCUUUCCAGCCAGAAGAUAAAUGGAAGCCUCUUGAUAACCCCAGAAACAGAGACCUGUUUUUCAGAACGCUCCAGGCUUACUUCUCAGGCAGGGGUCUUGAUCUCAGGAACUUCCCAGCCACUUUCACUGUGAACAAUGAAGGACCAAGGCUCUACUCAGAUCCUAUUGCUUCUGCAUUUGCAGAUUAUGAAGAAAAGAAAAAAUCCUUUCAGAACUAUUUCAAAGGCUGAAAGAUUCUGCUGAUGAAGGCAUUAACUUCAGAAGUCCAUGCCAAGUGGAAACCUUCACAGGAAAAUUUUACUGCUUUGACUUUUCAACUGUUACCUGACAAUUCCAAAGUUUCUUCACUGUCACCAUUUCUGCCAGUGGAAUCUGGUGU
Molecule: messenger RNA, 605 nt
Organism: Motacilla alba alba
Lineage: Eukaryota; Metazoa; Chordata; Aves; Passeriformes; Motacillidae
Gene: C7H2orf66
Product: chromosome 7 C2orf66 homolog
Exons: 5
Coding region: 136-456 (106 amino acids)
Source: RefSeq, a predicted model, not a curated record